Messenger RNA from Bursaphelenchus xylophilus (pine wood nematode), 242 nucleotides. Lineage: Eukaryota; Metazoa; Nematoda; Chromadorea; Rhabditida; Aphelenchoididae. The record is from the annotation of a GenBank genome assembly.
AUGGGCUGCUCAGCUUGGUGCAAAACCGGGCCCAAAAAGGCUCGAAGAGGACACUGGUGGGUCAGACUAAACCACCUGCAAGUUAUUGCGGUCAGUUUGGAGGACAGUCCGGUCGUCAAGUUCGACAUGUUCAAGGCGACGCUGGAACAGUGCAGCGCCGAUUUGGUGGAAUUUUAGUCGCAAUUCAGCUCCUCCUCUACGCCCUGAAGAAGUUGUGGAAUGUGGAUGGCGAGGCGCUUUAG